Drosophila subpulchrella is the source of this 705-nucleotide messenger RNA. RefSeq names its product 60S ribosome subunit biogenesis protein NIP7 homolog. Lineage: Eukaryota; Metazoa; Arthropoda; Insecta; Diptera; Drosophilidae. Gene Ontology annotation, biological process: ribosome assembly; ribosomal large subunit biogenesis. Gene Ontology annotation, molecular function: RNA binding. The transcript is spliced from 2 exons. Gene Ontology annotation, cellular component: nucleus; preribosome, large subunit precursor; nucleolus. The record is from RefSeq and is a predicted model, not a curated record. The coding region runs from base 83 to 625 and encodes 180 amino acids.
CCUUUGUCAACACUAAUCAAUUCUCACGUGUAAGAAUUCAACGUUUUGUUUUCCUUCUAAUUUCGGCCUUAAUUAACUUAAAAUGAAGCGCUUGUCUGACGAACGUGCGAAGAUCCUGUUCGAGCACCUGUCCAAAUACAUUGGCACCAACGUGAAGCAGUUGAUCGACCGCCCGGAUGGAACAUAUUGCAUUCGGGAGCACCGCGACCGGGUUUACUACGUGUCCGAGAGGAUCCUGAAGCUGAGCGAGUGCUUUGGCUACAAACAGCUGGUCUGCGUGGGCACCUGCUUCGGCAAGUUCUCCAAGACCAACAAACUGAAGUUCCACAUCACUGCGCUCUACUACCUGGCGCCCUACGCCCAGUACAAGGUGUGGGUUAAGCCCUCCUUCGAACAGCAGUUCCUCUACGGCAACCACAUCCCCAAAACCGGACUCGGUCGCAUCACGGAGAACGCCGGUCAGUACCAGGGUGUGGUGGUCUACUCCAUGAACGAUCUGCCCCUGGGAUUCGGAGUCCUGGCCCGUUCCACAACGGACUGCAAGACCGCCGAUCCCAUGACCACCGUCUGCUUCCACCAGUCGGACAUCGGCGAGUACAUUCGCGCGGAGGACACGCUCUUUUAGAUUCCUAGGUGCUAAGUUUUUACAUGUUUUAUAGCAAUCACCAUGUUUAGGUUAAUAAUAAGUAUGCUGAGAAAAACUGA